This is a messenger RNA of Haliaeetus leucocephalus (bald eagle), 581 nucleotides long. It is a transcript of the gene CALM3, whose product is annotated as calmodulin 3 (phosphorylase kinase, delta). The transcript has 6 exons. Gene Ontology annotation, molecular function: calcium ion binding. Bases 14 to 463 code for a protein of 149 amino acids. Lineage: Eukaryota; Metazoa; Chordata; Aves; Accipitriformes; Accipitridae. The record is from RefSeq and is a predicted model, not a curated record.
CCAGAGGAGCGCCAUGGCUGACCAGCUCACUGAGGAGCAGAUUGCAGAGUUCAAGGAGGCGUUCUCGCUCUUCGACAAGGAUGGGGAUGGCACCAUCACCACCAAGGAGCUGGGCACUGUCAUGCGCUCACUGGGCCAGAACCCUACUGAGGCUGAGCUGCAGGACAUGAUCAAUGAGGUGGAUGCUGAUGGCAACGGCACCAUCGACUUCCCCGAGUUCCUCACCAUGAUGGCGAGGAAGAUGAAGGAUACGGAUAGUGAGGAGGAGAUCCGUGAGGCUUUCCGUGUCUUUGACAAGGAUGGGAAUGGGUACAUCAGCGCAGCGGAGCUGCGGCACGUGAUGACCAACCUGGGGGAGAAGCUGACGGAUGAGGAAGUGGAUGAGAUGAUCCGAGAGGCUGACAUCGACGGCGAUGGGCAGGUCAACUAUGAGGAGUUUGUGCAGAUGAUGACGGCGAAGUGAGAGGGCAUGAGGCCACCGAGAACCCCCCUGCUGCCUCUGCCUGUCCCUGCCACCAAGAGGUCCCCGGGUUCCCCCUGCACCCCAAACCCCCCAUUUGGGGGCACCCAUGGGGGUGCUG